AUGUAUUGCUAUGUUUUGCUUUUGAAUCAAAUUGCAGGCGGAGAUAAUACGUUAUGUGCCGUCUUAGUCAUCAUAAACUCUGUUCUUCAAAUGAUUUUAUAUGCGCCAUUACAAACAUUUUAUUGUUAUGUUGUAACUGGAGGUUCUGUACAGUCGAAUAAUAUGUUAUAUUCUGAUGUUGCAAAAUCAGUGGGUGUAUUUUUGGGGAUUCCAUUGGCGGCAGGUUUUGUCAUAAGAAUUUCAUUUUUAUUACUAGUUGGGAAAAUAGUUUAUGAAAAGAAAAUAUUACCAUUUAUUGGACCAUGGGCUUUGAUUGGCCUUCAUUAUACAAUCUUGAUUAUAUUUAUUUCAAGAGGUAAUGAUUUUAUUAAAGAAAUUGGUUCUGCUUUCCUAUGUUUUAUUCCUUUGACACUAUAUUUUCUAAUUGCUUGGUUUGGAACUUUCUUCUUGAUGAGAUUCAUUACAAGUAGAGAGAUGAGAAAUGAAAAUCCAGGAACUGACAUUGAAGAUUUAAUUAUUGAUGAAUGUGGUUGUGAAAAAAAAUCAUUACUUGAUGAGAAGACAUACGGUAAACCUACAUGUGGUGCUGAUUAUCCAGUAACUGCAACUAUGUGUUUCACUACUGCUUCCAAUAAUUUUGAACUAUCAUUAGCAGUGGCAAUUUCGUUGUAUGGAAAUGGUAGUAAGCAAGCAAUCGCUGCAACGUUUGGUCCAUUACUAGAGAUUCCUGUUCUUUUAUUUUUAUCUCUAAUGUGUAAAUACUUCCAAACAAUUUUUGUGUGGAGAAGAACUGAACAGGAAGAAGAAACUUCAACUUAA
Molecule: messenger RNA, 819 nt
Organism: Vanderwaltozyma polyspora DSM 70294
Lineage: Eukaryota; Fungi; Ascomycota; Saccharomycetes; Saccharomycetales; Saccharomycetaceae
Gene: ARR3
Product: Arr3p
Exons: 1
Coding region: 1-819 (272 amino acids)
Biological process (GO): arsenite transport; antimonite transmembrane transport
Cellular component (GO): plasma membrane
Molecular function (GO): antimonite transmembrane transporter activity; arsenite transmembrane transporter activity; antiporter activity
Source: RefSeq, a predicted model, not a curated record